GGCAAGGAGUGCUCUGGCUGUCAGACGAGAAUGGCAGGAUAACUUUCGAUUUUAGGGGCAAAACACAAAGUCCACCAAAGUAAAACUAAAUGGCCAUCUGUUAAAUUUUUCCCUCUCUGUUUUCCCUCAAUACACACAUCAACAUGACUACCCAGAUUUCUGCAAACCAGGAGCUCUUCCUGGACAUCCUUACCAAGGAGGAAAAGGAGGCUUUGCUCAGCAAAAAAAUGGAAGAGAUCCGCAGAAAAAAUGACCUUCUCCGCAAACGUCAUGAGGAAAUAGAAGCAGAUAAGCGAGGUUCUGGAGGUGGGCCCAUAAAAAACAGACAGACUUCUCCCACGAAGGAACAAAAGGCAAUUCCUGAGGUUGCUGAUAGAGAUGAGAACAAACGACAGGAAUUACCACGACCUCCUAAACCUGCUGGUAGAGGGAAACAGACAGAUAAGAAGAGGAAAGACAAGCCAAGAGCACAGGACAAACGUGCACGUGCCAUGCGUGUGGUGUCUAACAAUGAGGGUGCACGUGAGAGCCAUGAUAAUGUGUCUCUAGUGGAGGCCUGGAACAGUGCAGUUCACAGAGACACGAACAAGCCAUUCAUCCAUGGCUUUCAUCACAAUGGUUUUCAGAGGCCCCUGUCUGCAGACUUCCAUGACUUCAAUCGGCAGCCAAAUCGCCAGAACAAUUGGGAAAACAGCAACAAGUCCGGGUCGCCAGAUGUCCAGGAUUACCAAAGGCACAACCGUCAGGGUUCAGGCAAGGACAGAGACCAUAAUGUUCAGCGCAGACACAGCUUUCGAGAAAACCAGAAUCAGAGGUCUUACUACAAACAGUCGUCAAGGGAGUCUGACCAAGACAGGGACAUUCCUAGGUACAACAAACAGUCAUCUAGGGAAUCUGACCCAGAUAGGGAGCUUCCUAGGUACAACAAACAGUCAUCUAGGGAGUUUGACAUAGAGAGGGAACAGAGGUCACACAACCGGGAUAACAACCGGGACAAGCGAGUUCAGUUUCAGGACUCUGAAUUUGAGCCUCGUCGUAAACGUACGCAUGGUGGUGCUAGCUCUCCUCCGCACAAGGAACCCUCUGCUAAUGGACCGCCCCCUGAUCCUGCCUAUAAUUUCCUGACUGAUCGAACCCGCGAAUGGGCAAACACAGUCGCAGAGAGGAACCAAGAGCAAAGCAACAAUUACACGAGGCAUCCAAAAAACUUUGGUGGCACAGAUUUCACAAAUGUGAAAAACAAAAUGAAAGUUGUAAAGGAACGCCAGGAGAGAGGUAGAGGUGGACCUCCUAGAUCUAAGAUGGAGAUGGCUAUGGCAAUGACAGGCCGAGAGCGACGGCAGUACAUGGAGUGGCGAGCAGAGCGUGAGGCGGUGGACCAGGCCAGAAUUGAUCGCCAGAAAGCCUCUUCUGGGGAAUGGCGACGAGAGUGGGACAACGAAAAAAGUGCUAAAGAUUACGAAGAUCAAGAGAAUCCCAAACGAUCAGAACCUGCCAAACGACCAGCUGGUCGUAUAGGCAGUGGUCGAUUUGACCGCGGCGAGCGAGAUGAGAGACAGAAAGGUGAGAUCUGUGAGCAGCCAGGUACUGCUGGUACUGGUCAGUCAGAGAAGGCACCAAAUCGACAAAGGGAUAGUGAAGGAAGCAGACCCAGAGAGGGUGAAGCUCAUCCUCGCAAACGAGAAGAAAAUGACAGAGAGGGUCCACCGCGACCAAUGGGAAGAGGUCGAGGCAGAGGUCGAGGAAGAGGUCGCCCAGGGAGUGGGGAAGUGAAGCCCCAGAGGGUGAGGACAACUUCAGGUGAGGAUCGCAAAGUAGAAACACAGCACGACCUCCUUGUUAUUAAAUUGGACAACUCACCUGGAAAGGUGAGUGAUGGAAGUGUGGAGAUUGAGUAUUCAGAUGGUGAGACACCCAAUAGUACAGUCAUCACCACUUCCUCUGGCAGAUUGCCAAACUCUCGCACAGCCCAAACAUCCACAGAGGAACUGUGGUGGGAUGAAGAGGCAGAUGACCUCCUCACAGGCAGUCUGAUAGGCGAGGACGGGGAUGACAUCUUCGAGCAUAAGGAGCUGUUUGGUGAGCAUGUAAGUUUAGAAGAAGACCAUGAUGGUCUAAAUCUCCACGACAAUGUACAGGAAGACCAGUUCCUGUAUGAUUAUGAGGAAGGCCAGUUUGAUAGUACGCCUCGCCAAAGUCAAAGUCAGGGUGACACAGAUGAAUGGGAGGACUGCCCAGAGGAGGAAGAGGAAGACCUGGAGAACCAUGCUAAAUCAGAUGUAAUAAAGAUCAACUGUCACCUUAACCCAGAGGCACCGGAGUUCACACCCCACUCUCCUCAUUCCCCUAUCUCAGACACAGCUGUUAACAAAACCUCAGGAAAAGCAUCUGCAAGUAAAGCUGCUGGUGCCUCUUCUAAACCCCAACACACUCCAAAUGCCAAACUAUCAAAAGCUGCUACUAAAAGUGAUGUAAUAGCUAAACAAGACAGUGGAUCCUCAGGGCAGAAAAUGAAGAAAGAGGUUCAAAAAGAAGACAGAGCUGCUAAGACACCACUCAGUGACAGUAGUGAUAGCAAGCAGAAAUCUGCUGCAGUUGAAAGUCCAAAAGUGGAUAGCAUGCAGAAAUCUGCAACAGCAAAGAGUACUAAAAAGAUUGAUAAACAGAAACCUGGCGAAAGUCCAAAGAAAAUCAGUGGACAGAAAUCAGUUCCACAGAAGGAUGUUAAAGUUGAGGAGAUGAAAGACAAAUUAUCAUGUGAUGCACAAAACAUGGUCACUUCUCAAAACAAGGAAGAAGAUCGUAAAGUGUGCACAUCCUCUGAAGGAAAAGAUGAAGGUAAGGAUUCUCAGGAGGAAGUAGUGUCCAAAACAGAGGAGGAAACAUCCUCUAAACAAGAGGAUCACGUACACUCUGAAGUGAAGGACAUAUCCUCCACUCAGGAGGAAGUGCCGUCCUCCUCAGAGGACAAUAGUCCUCAGGUAAGUAACACACCCACAGAGAAGGGUGAUGUUAAACCACAGAUGGCCGAAAACAUUGACAAGACGGAGGGAAAACUCACAGAAGUCGACAGCCAGACACUGAACGACUUACCAGACGAGGCAGCACAAGUCUCAGUUGUGGACGACUCAGGUAAAGGUGAGGAUUGUAAGGAUCCCGAGAACCCCAACCUUCCACAGGAGAAUGAAGAUGCUGCCUCCUAAGUUCAUACCACAACCAGUGCUAAUGAUCUCCUUCUUAAGCUUGGAGUGCAGAAAUACACCAACACUGAAGGAGAUCAAGCACCCAUAAUCCAUCUUUCGCUGACCAGUAGUAAAUGGUCAUUCAUGUACAGUAGUUAAAGCAUCAUCUGACCUGUAUGUGUGCAGCUGCACAUGUACUGCUUUCUCAUACUGUGUGAAGCAUUAAUACAGAUGACUGGAUGUCUGUGGACUGAAACUAUCAUGAAAGUUGCUACAUGUUGUAAACAUUGGAUUAUCUCCCUUCCAUCAUUGCAAAUCAAUAUAUUGAAUUUACAAGGAUUUGGAUUUGAAUCAAGUGACCUGUCUCUUUGAUAAAAGUAGAACCAUAAAGACCUGUCACUCUGUACUUGUGGUAGUAUAAAAAGGCUAAUUAGUAAAAAAAACAUUUUAAAAUGCCAGAUACAUAGUAUUGUACGUUUUGGUAUAGGACAUUAUCUGUCGGAACAUUCACUUGUAAUCAGUAAGAUCACACAAGUUCAGAGUGAAAAGUCUUUGUUGUGGUGUUCUGUAUUAUUUGUUGGAUAGUUGACAGAAAUAUUAAGGUAAUAUAUCAGCUGACGUCAUGGAGAUGGCCUGGAAUUCUUGCUUACCAGGUACAAAGUUUGGUUGAGUGACCUUGAAAUGGAGUUUUGCAAAGUGACCUUGAUACAUUGUUAUUGUAUUGAUUGAUGGUCUUUUCAAGUAUUUAGUGUUAGAUAUGUUGAUAUAGGUAGAUUCAGACAUCUUGUGGAUGAUAUCCAGAUCAUUUUGCCUAACUUUGUUCUAGAGUCUUGUAUCUAAUAUAAGUGUGCUUGCAACUUAAUAGCUACUAAUGCUCGAAGAUAAUGUUCUGUGUGCCAAAAAAAUUAAAGGAAAACACACUUUCCUAUUCUAUUUUUUAACAAUUAUAUUGUAUGAAAUUUUCAUUCAUUGGAUGAAUUUUUAAGAUCUUUUUAAACAAUAUCUGUGAUAGAACAAUGAUGAUGGAGAAAAAGUUAGGUCAACAAAGUGUUUUAUUAAGUUACAAACUAUAUCACUGCCGUACUAUCAGAGAAUUUUUAGAAUGACUUUCUCUAAGCUGAUAUUAUUGUCAAUUUUGAUGCAUCUUGUGUGCACAACUGAACAAUAUUGUAAUAUUUAUACUCAAAUAUACCUGUGUGAGGCCUAAAUGUGUUUCAGUGUUAAAUUUCUGCCAACACUGAGGAAGUAGUCGUAACUGUUUUAGAUUAAACUUGCUUUAGCAGUUGUACUUUUGAAAAUUCACAUGUAUUAAGUACUUAUUAAAUUUUGAAUAACAAGCUUUGUUAAAAAAGAUAAAAAGCUUACAUUCUUUUCACCAAAUAGGGCAAGUAUUUUUGUUACAUAAGCUGUGGUGUUGCGUUGAAUUGUAGGGCUUGACACUGUGAUCUGUGCUUGACACUGUGACCCAUGCUUUCUAGAACCUUACUAGGGUAUAUGAUUUGUAAUGAAAGAUGUUGUGUAUGAAAUCAUUUUUAUCUCAUUUUCCAUCAUUUUUAAUCAUUGAAGUGUUGUUAUGCGAUGAACACAUGGUGCUUAGGUGGUAUGAUUACCUUAACUCAUGAAUAUGAAAUAUGUACAUAUCAGAAGUACACAUGAAUCCUAGAGAGGAGGGGAAAUAUAAAACUCAUAACUAUAAUACACAUACUACUACAGUAUACUCCUUUUGAUAUGUACCCAUGGACUUUUAACCUUAGUUUUACUUUGAUCUUGGAAAAUGUUAGAAAAGCAAUUUUUGUUUUAUAAAGUUUGAGAUAUGUUACAGGAGAACAUAUAUGACAACUACUUUUUUUUUUUCCUAAUUAGAUUUAGUAUCUAUAUAAUCCUUUAUUGGUUGUGGGUCAAUACCUCUCUGUCUCGGAGUUAGACAAUUUUGUUAUGUUGAUUUAGAUAAGAUGAUGACAUACACAAGUUUUGGUAAUGAUUACACAUCUUGUGAUGAUGAGGUACACAAGUAGUGCUGUGCUGUUAGUAAUGAUAAGUUAGUACAUUAGGUUGAAGAAGUCAUCAAUUUUAGAGGAUUUUUUGUGCACAUUGUUACGAAAAUAGACUUGCCAGAUGGAAUUCUUUAAGGAUCAAUUUUCUAGAGGAGCAUGUUGUCUGCAAGUGUGGCAGAUGUCAUUAUACUGGGAUUUGUGAAUAGCUUUGUUGCAUACUAUCUUGAAGGGUUUAUGCAUGAAUUUGAGAUUUUUUUGUAUACAAUGUGUUCAAUAAAUUAUCCUGAUGGAUAAAUAUGCUAUGUGAUAUAGGCAUAGAAUGGAAUGGAUUAAUAGUCAUGCGUAAUAUAUUCUGUAUUGAUAUAUUUAUUAUUUUUGUGUAGAAAUCAAGCUACUAUUCAUCAAUUAUUUUUCAGACAGUUACACAAUAAGGGCAUUGAAUUAAGAUUUGUUGGGAUUUAACAUCUGCUUUCUGUAUGUUAAAAAAAACAGUGUUCCUGAAAAUGUAUUGGAUUGAAUAGCUGUACCUCAUUAUUCUUUCGACUUUCGUGAAAUGUUAGUCUAGGUGGUAUUGCAUGGAUGUGUACUUAGUGCCCCUUCUGGGAUUUAUAUCUCUCCAAGUUGAAAAAAUAUUACUUUACAAAGUUGUAAAGAGAACAUGAAAUUUUGGAUAUUAAACCUAUUCUUUACGUUUGCUUUAUGAUACCAGUUAGAACUUUCGACAUUUCAAUUCAGUUCCCAUAAAAAAACACAAAAACAUGUAAGGUAUCAAAGACUUAUCAUUUCUAGGGACUGAGUAAGUUUUUGGUAAAAUUUAUAUAUAGAACAGAAAACAGAGAGGAUAUGUGAUUAAUAUAUACAAUUUAAAGAAUUAAAAUCACGAUAAGGAAGUUUGGUAGAAAGUAUGAUAUAUAUUACCAACCUAUCAGUCAUUCAAAGUGUCCUUGUCAAAUUCUUCCUUGUUGAUACACAAUUGGUGGAUAAUAGCUUACAUUUCUGGAUAUUCAAUGUAUCCCGAGUUCAUUUUCAUACUCGCUAAACAAAAUUUUCACUUUUUAAAAGGCAUACUGCUGCUGUGUUUGUAUUUUCUGUACAGUGAUCUGGUGUGGCGUGGAUGUCGCACCAGACUACUGGGAUUGUUUUGUACCAUAAACAAUAUGUCCUUCAUUGUGUGUUGAUCCCCACCUUAUUGUACCUUUUUUUGGUUUGGAAUAGAGGUCAGUCUUUAUGCUGAACAAGGAAACUUUUUGAGGCAUCAAGUUGAAAAGAAAAUAAUUCAUAUCAGGUGUAGAGUUAUUGUUUAUUAAGAAUGGCUACAAAACAAGUUAAAAAUAAAUCAUAGAGAGAAAAAAUGCAUUUAUCAUAAAAUCAUGGUCAUCAUUAUCAUUGCAUGGUGUUAAGGUCAUACUUAUUGUAACAGGGAACAAACAUUCCCAGACAGAAGUCAGUCUGUAGACUUCGUUAUAAUACUUACUUACAUUAUUUAAAAAAGUGAAAAAAAAUAUGCAAGCCAUAUAUCCUACACUAUCUGGAACAUAUUGGUACAUCUUUAAACUUAUAUUAUUUAUAAUAAAACCCUUUAUACAAACAUG
Molecule: messenger RNA, 6768 nt
Organism: Ylistrum balloti
Lineage: Eukaryota; Metazoa; Mollusca; Bivalvia; Pectinida; Pectinidae
Product: coiled-coil domain-containing protein 9-like
Exons: 13
Coding region: 144-3203 (1019 amino acids)
Source: RefSeq, a predicted model, not a curated record